AUGGGCCACAGAUUACAAGGUGUAUUAACUCUACAAGAUGGCACGGAGCUCGCAGAGGAAUCAACGAUCCUUAAUCAUAGUGACGACCUCAUUUUUCAUCCAGUAUAUUCGCCAAAAACUCAUGCUUUAGUUUCUAUAGAAUCCGUCGAAAAACGAGAAAAUAUGGCAAAAUUUUCAAACCGCGGAAUUAAAGCUUCGGCAAAUGUUAAAGAAACCAUUAAUGAUCUUUUGAUAAAAUCCGGGUUUAUCAAAAGAAACUUUGAUACCAUAUUAGCUUUUCGAAACAUGUCAUGGAGUGGUAUUCAAGGAAUAGAAAAAAUAUCUUCUUCGUGCUUUAAAGGUAUAUUUACGGCCGAUCGCGUAAAUUCGUCCAGGAUUAAUCAAAGUAAUGAAACAGUUUCUACAAAUAGAGAUUUAUUCAAAAUUUCUGGGUUUUAUCCGGUUUUUGAAAUUAUAUCUGAGUUAACUUUACUUCAGCUUUCUAAUUCUUGGCUGAAAGCAGCGAACCAACUUGCUAAUGAUGUAAUUAAUUACAAUGUGCCACCUAUCGCUGUUAUUUGUGGACACCGAAACGUUGGAAAAUCGACAUUUUCUAGAUAUUUGCUCAACAAUCUGCUUAAUGUCUGUCCUAAAGUUGCAUAUAUUGAAAGUGACGUUGGACAAUCUGAAUUUACUCCACCAGGUUCCGUAUCUCUCAAUAUAUUGGAUUCCCCUAUUUUUGGACCUCCAUUUACUCACAUCCAACGGCCUUAUAGAUCUUAUUAUGUGGGCAACAAUACUCCUUGUGACGACCCUGAUUAUUAUUUGGGUUGUUUACGUGAAUUGGUAACUGUUUAUCGUCGAGAUAUCGCUUGUGGCCCGGAUUUUGGCAUGCAUGUAGAUGAUGAGAGGCAACGCGUCCCAUUGAUUUUAAAUACGCAUGGAUGGAUAAAAGGAAUGGGAUAUGAUCUUUUUCUUCAUAUACUUGGCUUUGCUAAGCCAACACAUUUAUUUCAAUUCUACUCGUCAAUUAACUCGUAUCAAAAUCUUCCACCACUUCCUACUUCCGUCCUGUCUCCCCCGAACGAAGACCCACCCGAAGUCGUAUUGGUUGAAGCAAUCGAUUCAUCUAAAAUUUCAACUAAAUAUACCGCUACGGAUCAUCGUACAUUAGCAUUGCUUUCUUAUUUUUAUUCUACACCUGCUAUGCUAUCUAAACAAGAAAAUACCAAAUGGUGGCAAUUUGAUAAGCCAUUGAUUCAUCAUUCUCCAUGGUGCUUGGACUGGACAAAAGGACUUGCAAAAGGUGUUUUCGUUUUCUUUGGUGAUGUUCCUUGGAGUCAACUUUUGUAUGCAUUAAAUGGUUCAGUAGUUGGUUUGGUUGGAGAAAUUCUAGAUGCGGACGGAAGUCGUGAAUUAGUUGAUCAAUCCGAACCGUCAAAAACAUCACAAGAAAAAGAAAUAAAUAUUGCAAAAUAUCCACCUCCCGCACCCUCUGAAUACUCAUUUUUGGGACUUGCUAUUAUACGAUCUAUAGAUCCAGCUGCGCACACCUUUCAUAUUCUAACGCCACUUUCGUAUGUAGAGGUAAAAAAAACAAGUCUUAUUGUGAAGGGGUCAUUGGAUUUUCCUACAUGUUUCAUGUUGGAUCAUACAAAUCAUAUUUCAACCGGUGUCUGUGGUGUGCCAUGGAAGAAAGUACCUUAUAUGAACUUUGAGGCUGGGGAGG
Messenger RNA from Dentiscutata heterogama, 1708 nucleotides. The record is from the annotation of a GenBank genome assembly. NCBI's taxonomy places the organism in Eukaryota, Fungi, Glomeromycota, Glomeromycetes, Diversisporales, Gigasporaceae.